Pseudoliparis swirei is the source of this 5492-nucleotide messenger RNA. RefSeq names its product Ras association and DIL domains 2b (gene radil2b). Gene Ontology annotation, molecular function: GTPase binding. Bases 123 to 3992 code for a protein of 1289 amino acids. Gene Ontology annotation, cellular component: microtubule. Lineage: Eukaryota; Metazoa; Chordata; Actinopteri; Perciformes; Liparidae. The transcript is spliced from 18 exons. Gene Ontology annotation, biological process: signal transduction; neural crest cell migration; substrate adhesion-dependent cell spreading. The record is from RefSeq and is a predicted model, not a curated record.
ACCCGCGCGCACCACAGUCCGACGGGACGCGGUGAUGGUAACCCGUUUGUCCUCGCGCGUUGAGUUAUCUGGAUCUGGAGGUGUUCGAGUCGAGCAGUAGGACCCAAGUCCGUCAGACGGGAAUGAAUCAGACGGAGUUGUCCUCGGAAGAGCUGCGUUCUCUCCCGCCGAGAGCACCGGGUUUACCCGCAGCGUCACCAAAGAGACGGUUUGUCAAGCUGGGGAAGAAGACAACUGAUGGAUCCCUACAAUCCACUUCGUCCACUGGCAGUUCGUCCACCAGCAGGUCAGCGGAGGCCGUAAGACAGCCCAGCAGGAGCCGCAUCCGCCGCCAGACUAACCGCCUCUCGGGGGUCUUCCUCCGCGGCCCCGCCUCCACCUCGGGCUCCAUGGCGCUGACGGCGGGAUUCGGGGCCUCGCUGUCCAUACCAGCCAGGAAGGGGAGCGUGAUCCCUGCGGACGCCUUGAGAGAGGACGACCCGUCCGAGCUGUCCAAUCAGAUAACUGCCCCGGGGAUCCUGAAGAUCUUUGGAAACGAGAUUUGCGAGGGAGCUCACUAUAAGAGCGUCCUGGCCACCACGCACUCCAGUGCGAAAGAGCUCGUCAAGGAGGCCCUCGAACGGUAUGGCCUGGGCCAGGAGGAGGCAGAGUCCUAUGUUCUGUGCGACACCAUCGGCUCCACCGGAGAAAACCGAUGGAGGACGGAGGGGUUCCGCGUCGUGGGCGACAACGAGCGGCCCCUCGUCCUGCAGUCGCUGUGGAAACCCAGAGAAGGCCUGGCCCGGCGGUUCGAAAUCCAGAGGAGGAGCUCGAUAGAGGAGAAGACGUCCAGAGACAAAGACACCGUCACGGCCGGCAUCAACGCCCAGGCUCGAAAGCUGCAGAAGAGCCGCUCCAGGGUGACCUCCACCCUCAUGGCGAGGACCGCGGGACGAGGCCACAAACUGUGGAGGAGUAAAAGUGAGAUGGACCUCUUGGAUUCUGACGCGCAGGCCGAACAGGACGGCGAACGUCGGGACGCAUGUCGCAAGGAUCGAAGCGAGAGUCUGAAUCAAACGUCGGCGCAGAGCUCCGAGAGCCCGGAAACGAGCCUGGAACAGGAUCGCAUUCACAGCCCGGCGGUCCCCUCCGAGGGGGACGACGGGCCCAAAACAGAGGGCCUCUGUCCGGCGAGGCCGAGGGCCGAGCGGGAAGGAGAGGAGUCGGAGAGGGAGGAGACGGAGAGCAGCGACGAUAACACCACACAGUACUCCAUUCACCCUCCUCCUGACUGUCCGUACCUGCUGCUGCUGCAGGGCUGCAGCCCGGCACAGGACUUUGUCAUCUACCUUCUCGCUGGGCCAGACCUGGCAUUCGGUCGGCAAAGCAAUCAUGAGGACGGCACGAAGCCGGACGCCCUGCUCUUCGCCGCCGACAUCCUCCCGAGGCACUGCCGUUUCCGUCGGCACGGCGCCGCCAGCCCCACCGUGCUCUGCCCCUGUCCCAACGCCGCGGUCAUGAGGAACGGCGAAGCGCUCACUAAAGACGUGCAGCUUGACCCCGGUGACGUCAUCGGGAUGGGGCAGCGCUACCUGUUUCUGUUCAAGGAUCCCUUUGCUUCGGCACGCAAGGAAGAGGACAACGCUGCUCCUGAGCCCGGCGUGGCCGCUGUCCCCUGGACGAUGUCUCACGCCACGACAACCAGCCAUACCAAAAAAACUGUCUUCUGUGACACCUGCAUCUCAACGUCCGCCGGCCCUCAGAGCCCUCUGAACCGACGCCGACCCUUUUUAAAAUCACCCGAAAGCCACAGCCCGACUCUGGAGUACGAGAGCGAGGACCAGGAGCGCAUUGUCGAGGAGAUCGUGGCUCUGGGACGGACCGGCGUCCGAGACGGGCCUCCGCUGACCUUUGCCUUUUUGCUGUGUCUUUGUGUGCAGUAUUCGUCCACAUGUCUCCACACAUCAGACCUGCGCCGGCUGCUGCUGCUUAUUGCGAGCGCAGUGCAGAGCGCCAUGUGGGAGCUCACUAAGGACCUGGCUGCAGUCCAACCUGAAGUUCUCAACGGUGAAGGCUCAAACCCGGAGGACCUCCAGGCUCUCGGCCAGCCCGAGGCGAUCUCAGGAUUGCGCCCCCUGGCGGUGUGGAUGUCCAACAGUCUGGAGCUUUUGCAGUUCAUCCAGUGCCAGCUGCCUCUUAUUCUGGAGUGGAGAACCCGAAAGGAGCAGGAACAGGACAAUGAUGGAGGAACAGACGAGGACGAGAGCAAGGAGGUGGAGAACUUGGCCCUGUUGGCGCUGCGUCUGUCCGGUGUCCGUACAGCCAGCGAGGAGACGGUGGCGGUCCUGGAGGAGGUCAUCAUGCUCGCCUUCCAGCAGUGUGUGUACUACAUCACCAAGCUCCUCUACCCCAUCCUGCCGGCCCUUCUGGAUUGCAACCCGUUCGGGGAGACCGCCGAGAGCGCCCGGGUCCGGGGUGAAGGCGGACUGCAGGUCCCCGGUGAGAUCCGGCAUCUCACGGAUGUUCUGACCGAGACCUGGCUGAUGCUGCGCGACUGCCAGAUCCACCCGGAGAUUUCCUCGCAGCUCAUUGGCUACCUCUUCUACUUCAUCAAUGCGUCGCUCUUCAACUCGCUCAUGGAGAGAGGCUCGGAGCUAGGGUUCUACCAGUGGGCCGGAGGAGUACGCAUGCGGGCCAAUCUUGACCUGCUCCUGGACUGGGCCCACGCAGCUGGACUCGGAGAACUGGCCUCGGAGCACACACACACACUCGCCUCAGCUAUCAAUGUGCUGGCUACACCUCGAAAUAAUUUACUGCAGACAUCAUGGGUUUCCUUGCGGUCGGACUACCCUGCCCUAAGUCCGGCCCAGCUGAACCACCUGCUGAGCCUUUACAGCCCAGCGUCUCCCUGCAGACACACCUGGACUCCAUCCGGUCCCGACGAGGCCGCAGCACACCAGACUGCUGAUAUCCUUGAGAGUUUCGACACCCACCAUCCUCUGGUGCUGCCUGAUGAGGGCUACCAGUUCCUACUGGGCGGGCAGGUGACCGAUGCACCUCUGAGGGAACAGCUGGACAAGCUCAAAGAGUUCAUGGACGCCGUUUCGGACUCGCGGUCCGAUGAGGUCACAGCUACCGAGGAGCAAGAUGCUAAACCGACUGAGGUGCAGCUCCUUGCCGAGGCCAGUCUGGAGGCCGCGGACACAUCGCCGAUUGAGGUGGUCUCUUUUCCGGCGGCUGUCUGUGACCGCCAGUCCCCUUGCACCACCUCUGGCGCCUCACCUCCGUCACCCUCAUGGCCUCCCUCGCCCACCUCCACCCGGCAACCGGACGAGUUUGCCUCCUGCGGUGUCCUCCUCUUGUCCCGCAAGCUGAGAGAUCUGGAGCGGCAGACCAGAGAGGCCGGCGACGCCAGAAGGAGGUCCGCUCUGGACUCCUCCUGUCUCCUCACCCCACCCAACACCCCCCACCUCAUCAACCCUGUAGAUAAAUGGAUGAAGGGUGACGGUGAGACGGCGCCCUGGUCCUCUCGUGUGAACGCGAGUGACGAAGGCGGGUUGGUGUUCGAAUGUCUCGCUGCACUCGAAGAGGACCGCUCGAAAUCAGACUGCCCCGGCGACAAGAGGUUUUUCGACUUGAAAGAAGAAGAACAAGAAGAACAAGAAGAACAAGAAGAACAAGAAGAACAAGAAGAAGAGGCCGUCGACCAUGAAGAUGACAUUAAUGACGAGGUGUUUAGCUUGGAGCUGGAGCGAGGUGAACGAGGUCUUGGUCUCGCUCUGGUUGACACAAGGGACACUUCCACGAGAGUGAAAGGCGUCUUCGUCCGUGCGGUGGUCCCGGACUCCCCCGCAGCCCGGUGUGCGAGGCUGGUACCAGGAGACAGGAUCCUGGCCGUUAACGGAGUCCCUCUGCUCGGGCUGGACUACCAGAGUGGAAAGGAGCUGAUCCAGUCAUCAGGUGACAGACUGAGGUUACUGGUGGCCCGCUCCGAUUGGAUGGCUGACUGCUGACGCUGUCUUUUUAACCGAGACUGUUACGAUGAGCACACACACAGAUGACUCUAAGAGCUGGUUGAACAUUGGAGCCCAGGACAUGGACCUGAACCAAAGGAGACGUGAUUGAGAAGACUUUAUUUCUCAUGCACUAUAAAAUGAGCUACUUCCUGGUGAAACUGAGCACCGGGUGAUUGCAUACAUUUAAUUUUACAUUGCGAUAGCGUGAUUUCCAGCAAAUUUCAAACGUUCUGAAAGCGUUUGGUCUGAAUGCAUUCGUCACUGCUGCUACUUCUGAUCCAGCCUUGGUUUUGAGGUAGAAGACUCCUACGCAGGGUUCAAGACCACCAUGAACCACUUCAGCUCGAGAUCAGGACCAGCCGCCGUCAGCCCAUCAACAGCAACGAGCAGCAGCUCAGGUGUAACGGCAUCCCCAUUCUUGGAUUUAGAUUUAUUGUUUUGUAUCCAUCAUUUAAUUUGACAUGCCGUUGCUAAAUGAACCAUCAACAAAUAUAUUGUCACUUAUUUCUCCCGGUUGGCUCAGAUUCACAGAAAGUGAGUCAGACAAGUCCUAGUUUACCUUCAUGGCUCAUAGUUUAUUGUAAUUAUUAUGGCUCAUACCUGUUUUUUAUCUAUAAACUUCUUCUUUUUUAAAGCUGUUUUAGUCGUUAGCUCCAUCUGUUGCUACUUCAGCAAUAAAUACAUUAUAAUCCUCCAUCGGUGUGAUUUCCAUUGUCACACCGAAGAUUAAAUGAAUGAGUUUUUAACUGUAAACAACAGUUACAAACAUUUACAUUUAUAAUAUAGAACAUGCUCCUCACAGGCUGUGCGGUUAUGUUUGAGCUCAAGAAGCUCAGGCACUGAAUAAAGGCACAAAAACCACGACUCACCAACUCUCUCUCCACAUGGUGGAGUAACACAAACCAGCAUCCAAGCACUCUCCACCUCCUCUCUCCGCCUCUUCUUUCCACCUCCUCUCCACCUCAUCUCUCAACCUUAUCUGCACCUCCUCUCUCCACCUUGUCUCUCCACCUCGUCUUUCCACCUCGUCUCUUCACCACCUCCUCUGCACCUCCUCUCUCCAACUUGUCUUUCCACCUCCUCUCUCCACCUUGUCUCUCCACCUCCUCUCUCCACCUUGUCUCUCAACCUCCUCUUUCCACCUCCUCACUCCACCUCCUCUCUCUCACUCAAUUAUAUUGUUUUGAAUCUGAUUUCUCUGAGUUAAAGCAGUAAAAAAGUAAAUACAUAUGAAUAGCUUUCUUUGUAUCUAGCCAGAUCUCAUGGCUUUCAUUAUAAAAUAGAAUGUACCCUGUUUUAUAGGAUGUGUGUAUUCAUAUAUAUAUAUAUAUAUAUAUAUAUUAUAUUGAUAUGGGCCUGUAUUGUUACAUUAGAAAUGAUCUUAUAAUCUUAGUAUCUUAGAUAAUGUUAUAUUAUCAACGGGGAAAACUCACUGAUGAAGGACAUAAAAUAUAAGUUGAAAUGAAUUAAAAAACCCAAGAAGGGUCCUUGAGAUUC